Molecule: messenger RNA, 3589 nt
Organism: Mustela erminea (ermine)
Lineage: Eukaryota; Metazoa; Chordata; Mammalia; Carnivora; Mustelidae
Product: protocadherin beta-15-like
Biological process (GO): homophilic cell-cell adhesion
Cellular component (GO): plasma membrane
Molecular function (GO): calcium ion binding
Source: RefSeq, a predicted model, not a curated record
AUGAUAGUGUCUAUUAUUUAAACAUUAUUAAAAUAUUGGCUGAAGUUUGAUGCAACUGGGGAGACCCAGGACCCCUACUACAGAGUAUUUUCCCCAUAGAUAGGAGUAAAAGAACUUCAGUUUCAUGCUAGGGUGCCAGAAUCUCAAGUGAUCCAAAAGGGAUAAGUGAGUUGCUUGCUAUAAGUGAAUGGUGAUCUUCCUUACCUGAUGUAACUUUUCCCUGCUCUUUCAGAUGAAUCCAACUUAUUUUCUUCUGUACUUUAUUUUUAUUACUUUAACUUCAGCUCUUUAUUUUGAUCUUGACUAUCCUACUUUUCAAGAUCUCAGUGAAUCUCUGCUUCAACAUGUGAGUAUCUUAAUUUUAGGAAUAAAUAUAGAUGUCUUUAUAUAAUCUUUGGACAAUGGAACAAGUCUAUACAAUGUUCUCACAGAAGUACAGAGACAUUCUCCUUAGACAAUAUCUACAAAUAAGUCAUCCACAAUUCCUUAAGCUUUCUAUUGAGUUUGCAUAAUAAACUAGCUCUAGCUGGUCUGUCACUUAAGUUUGUAUUCCUGAAACUGUGAAUGAAUCUUUUCAUCUACUGUGCUGGCAGUAGUGAGUUAAGAGUUUAAUUGUGUAUAUUCUUUGUUUAGGAAUGGACUGAUGCCCACAUUGUUUUCUAGUUAAUUUCCCUGGAAAGCAGAGAUUAGACAACAUAGUAGACAUUAUAUUGUAAACUCCAUGAGGUCAGAGAGGGUGUUUGUAUUUCCAGCACUUUACAGAGCGUGACAUAUAACAAGGAAUUGAUUAGCAUUUGUUGAAUUAACAAAUACAGUUGGCUUUAUUUUUGCAUCCUUUCACAGAGGUGUCUGUCACUAUUUCCACAUUCAUAAUCCCAUAGGAAAACAGAAGUUAUCAUUUUAUUUAUAAACCAUCCCGUAUUUAAUCUGUGGUUUGCUUUUGUGUGUGCAUUAAUCAAAAUAAGGGUGAUACGUUUUGUAGGAAUUUCAGCGAACUAGGUUUAAGUACAACACAGGGUGGCGCUGUAACCUAAGGUUGCGGAAAAACAGACCUGCGGAUGGUUACGGUGCCGGCAGUCAAACACACACUUAAGAGAAGAUAGUUCUUUACGGAAUUACCUUGCGGCAAGGGACUGACUCCUGGAGCGGACUGCCUAAAGACCAAAUAGGCACUCGGAUUCUAAAGACUUUUGGAGUUGGAGAAAUGGAAGCUGCAAAGGAGCGCUUUCCUAGACUAAGGCAAGUUCUUCUCUUUGUUUUGCUGUCUCACACUUGGGCGGAGCAGGAAGAUUACCGUGUCGCUGAAGAAACAGAGCGUGGCUCUUUUGUGGCCAAUCUAGCAAAGGACAUAGGGCUAGCGGUAAGAGAGCUGUCUUGGCGGAGGGCUCGGAUCAUUUUUACAAAUGACAAAAAAUAUUUUCAGCUGAACCUUCAGACGGGAGAUUUACAAGUAAAUGAGAAACUGGAUCGGGAGGAACUGUGUGGCCCCAUGGAGCGUUGUGUACUGCAAUUCCAAGUGUUACUGGAAGAACCUUUAGAGGUAUAUAGGUAUAAGCUUUUGGUCACUGACAUAAAUGACAAUUCCCCUGUGUUCCCAGAAGCAGAAAUGAUUUUGAAAAUCAUGGAAAAUACUCUUCCAGGGACUGCGUUUCCCCUGAAAAAUGCACAAGAUUUGGAUGUAGGUAUCAAUAAUAUCCAAAACUACACCCUUUAUCCCAACUCCCAUUUCCAUGUUCUUACCCACAAUAGCGGUGAAGACAGAAAAUACCCGGAACUGGUUCUGGAUAAAGUGCUAGAUCGAGAGGAGCAGCCCGAGCUUAGGUUAACUCUCCUGGCAGUAGAUGGUGGAGUUCCUCCUAAAACUGGGACUGCCUUGGUCCUCAUUGAUAUCUUGGACAUCAAUGACAAUGCCCCUGAGUUUGCGCAGCCACUCUAUCGUGUACAGAUCAUGGAAAACAGUCCUUUGGGAUCGGUUAUUGUCACUGUUUCAGCUAGAGAUUUAGACACAGGAACAAAUGGUGAAGUAUUCUAUUCAUUUUUUUAUGGCGAUGAAGAGAUUAGUAGGACAUUUGCACUUGAUGAACUCACAGGAGAAAUUAAAAUAAUUAGGACACUAGAUUUUGAAAAAAUUAUGUCAUAUGAGCUGGAUAUUAAGGCCUCUGAUGGGGCAGGUCUUUCUGGAAAAUGCACUGUCAUAAUAGAGGUGGUGGAUAUAAAUGACAACACCCCAGAACUGACAGUGGCUUCACUUAUAAGCUCCAUCCCAGAAAAUUCCCCUGAGACCACGAUAGCUCUUUUCAGUAUUCAAGAUCGAGAUUCUGGGGACAAUGGGAAGAUGGUUUGUUCCAUCCAAGAAGAUGUUCCGUUCACUCUUAAACCUUCCGUUGAGAAUUUCUACAAGCUAGUAACAGAAGGAGAGCUAGACAGAGAGAGCCAGGCCGAGUACAACAUCACCAUCACCGUCACCGACCUGGGGACCCCCAGGCUGAAAACUCAGCACAACCUCACGGUGACCGUGUCCGACGUCAACGACAACGCCCCGACCUUCAGCCAGACGACCUACACCCUGCGCGUCCGCGAGAACAACAGCCCCGCCCUGCACAUCGGCAGCGUGAGCGCCACCGACAGAGACUCGGGCGCCAACGCCCAGGUCACCUACUCGCUGCUGCCGCCCCACGACCCGCAGCUGCCGCUGGGCUCGCUGGUGUCCAUCAACGCGGACAACGGGCAGCUGUUCGCGCUCAGGUCGCUGGAUUUCGAGGCGCUGCAGGCGUUCGAGUUCCGCGUGGGCGCGGCCGACCGCGGCUCGCCGGCGCUCAGCAGCCAGGCGCUGGUGCGCGUGCUGGUGGCGGACGACAACGACAACGCGCCGUUCGUGCUGUACCCGCUGCAGAACGGCUCGGCGCCCUGCACCGAGCUGGUGCCGCGGGCGGCCGAGGCGGGCUACCUGGUGGCCAAGGUGGUGGCGGUGGACGGCGACUCGGGCCAGAACGCCUGGCUGUCGUACCAGCUGCUCAAGGCCACGGAGCCCGGGCUGUUCGGCGUGUGGGCGCACAACGGCGAGGUGCGCACUGCGCGGCCGCUGAGCGAGCGCGACGCCGUCAAGCACAGGCUGCUGGUGCUGGUCCGGGACCACGGCGAGCCGCCGCUGUCGGCCAGCGUCACGCUGCACGUGCUGCUGGUGGACGGCUUCUCGCAGCCCUACCUGCCGCUGCCGGACGCGGCGGCGGCCGAGGCCCGCGCCGACCCGCUCACCGUCUACCUGGUGGUGGCCUUGGCGUCCGUGUCGUCGCUCUUCCUGUUCUCGGUGCUGGUGUUCGUGGCGGUGCGGCUGUGCAGGAGGAGGCGGGCGGCGUCGGGGGGCGGCUGCUCGGUGCCCGAGGGUCCGUUUCCGGGCCACCUGGUGGACGUCAGCGGUGCGGGGACCCUGUCCAACAGCUACCAGUAUGAGGUGUGUCUGGGAGAAUCUGGGACCAGGGAAUUUAAGUUUUUGAAGUUUGUUGUCUCCACGCAACAGAGGUCUGUGAAGGAUAUGGAGGAAAAGAAAUUUGUGAAUAGUUUUGGAUUCAAUUAGGAAUUUCGUUAAGGA